GAAAACUCAAAACAAAUGUUGUACUUCCGGUUCAACAAAUCAGCGCGCGGAAUUUGUGUGAUUGUCGGCUUUUUGACAGCACAGGACUCACAAGUAUUAUCUUGGGAAUCAAACUUCUCUUAAAAUAAGUAGAUAGUUUGCCGAAAUAUAUGGUGUAAGGUAUGGUUUCAGUUUUGUCAAUGUAUUGAAACGCGAAGCUUUACCCGUUAAAGGAUAUUAACGUAAGCCAGCCAGGAGCACAGCUUUGACUGAAUGGAGGGUGACAGAAUGGAGAUAGAAAACCAGAAACUGAACAUCAAUGUGGAGGUUCAUGUUAAAUCUCACAGCACAGCGAAGCUCUGUGAUGUGAAGACGCAUGUUCUGUCCCUGCUGGAUCGACACAGCAUGGUUUUUGGAAACUACAGAUGGACAGAGUUUGAUGAAGACUUUAUGCAGAGAAAUGUAGAAACCGUGGCCCUUGUUGAUCUGGAGGAUAUAAUAACACAGCCCCUCAACUUGAAGAACUGCUCAAUCUCUGUCCACAUCUUCACACUGAACGAGGAUGGACCAAGCACACUCAGUUUGGAGGACGAUGAGGAGCUUUCAGCAGCCAAUCACUGGUUACUGCCAGCAGCUGAAUUCCAUGGGAUUUGGGAGAGUCUGGUCUAUGAGAGUGGAGUCAAAACUCAGCUCCUGGAUUACGUCACAACAACCAUUUACUUCUCCGACAAAAAUGUGGACAGCAACUUGAUUUCAUGGAACCGUGUUGUGCUGCUCCAUGGACCUCCAGGCACUGGGAAAACAUCACUGUGCAAAGCUCUUGCCCAGAAGCUGUCAAUCAGACUGUCAAGUCGGUAUUCAUACGGGCAAUUUGUUGAGAUAAACAGCCACAGCUUGUUCUCCAAGUGGUUCUCAGAGAGCGGUAAGCUGGUCACAAAGAUGUUUCAAAAGAUCCAACAGCUGAUUGAUGACAAAGAUGCUCUGGUGUUUGUUCUUAUUGAUGAGGUGGAGAGUCUGACAGCAGCUAGGAGUGCCUGCCAGGCAGGAACAGAGCCCUCUGAUGCCAUCCGAGUGGUCAACUCUGUCCUCACUCAGUUGGAUCAGAUCAAACGACAUUCCAACGUCGUGAUCCUGACGACCUCCAACUUGACAGAAAAGAUAGACUUGGCGUUCGUGGACAGAGCUGACAUCAAGCAGUACAUCGGACCUCCAUCUGAGAAGGGCAUCUACAACAUCUACCUCUCCUGUUUGGAAGAGCUCAUGAAGUGUCAGAUCAUCUACCCCCGGCAGCAGCUCUUCACCAUGUUUGAACUUGAAACCAUGGGCUUUGCAAAGAGUGAAGUGUCUGACCACAGCCUGAGGCUAAGGAGCAUUGCUCUAAAAAGCAAAGGAUUGAGUGGAAGAGCGCUCAGGAAGUUACCGUUUCUAGCCCAUGCACUAUUUGUGAAGACACCGACAGUGACUCUUGAGAACUUUCUGGACGCGAUGGACCGAGGAGUGGAUAAACAGAAGGAGGAGAAUGUCAACCUGGUUAAUGGAAUCUGACAGACAACCAAAGCUGAUACGCAUCAUUCUGAAAUCUCAAUCUUAUACCUCCGUUAGUCAUUUUUCUCUUCAUUGUUUUUUUUAAUAAAGCUUUAUUAAUUCAUUUGGCAGUUACAUUUUGUUAAAUGUAUUGGCAUGUAACUUUGUUUUAACAGAUGCUCACAAAAGUCUUCGCUCAGGUUGCUUUGUCGGUGCUACUCCUUUUAAAACGCCAAACCAUUUUUGUUUCAGUCUAAGAAGUUCAGCUUGACCCAAGAGUUUUGUAUUUUGAAAUAUUUUCUGUGUAAAAUGAAAAACCAUAACCUUAAAGCUCCUGUUUCCUUUUGUUCAUAUUCAUAUCGGUGACUGUUCUUUUACUUAAUUCUAUGCGCACACAUCAGCUCAGUCUGUGGAUUCUGUUGGAAUGGUUAAUAUUUUGGCAGACAAACAGUGAAGAUGAUGCUGUUUGUUCUAAGAGGUUAACAGUUGCUAAAUCGUUAAGAUGUCUCCAUUUACAGAAUCUUUAAAAUGAGCUGAUGUCCAUGUUUGAUAUCAAUUUAUGUUGGAAACUGUCCCUUUAAUGUAUUUUUUGCACUGUUUUUAACUGAAAAGGGAUCUUACAUGUCGACUAACAGCAGAAAACUUCAAAUAUAUCUAUUAGAGUUCUGUAUUUAUACUAAUUCCUUUUCAUCUGCGUUCUCACACCUUCAUUUUGUUUAUAACAUUGUAAUAAAUGUCAGGAGUAACAGCA
Notolabrus celidotus (New Zealand spotty) is the source of this 2254-nucleotide messenger RNA. RefSeq names its product thyroid hormone receptor interactor 13 (gene trip13). Gene Ontology annotation, biological process: meiotic recombination checkpoint signaling; reciprocal meiotic recombination. The coding region runs from base 253 to 1524 and encodes 423 amino acids. The transcript is spliced from 14 exons. Lineage: Eukaryota; Metazoa; Chordata; Actinopteri; Labriformes; Labridae. Gene Ontology annotation, cellular component: nucleus; chromosome. The record is from RefSeq and is a predicted model, not a curated record. Gene Ontology annotation, molecular function: ATP binding; ATP hydrolysis activity.